Artibeus jamaicensis (Jamaican fruit-eating bat) is the source of this 5817-nucleotide messenger RNA. RefSeq names its product SEC23 interacting protein (gene SEC23IP). Gene Ontology annotation, biological process: endoplasmic reticulum to Golgi vesicle-mediated transport. The record is from RefSeq and is a predicted model, not a curated record. NCBI's taxonomy places the organism in Eukaryota, Metazoa, Chordata, Mammalia, Chiroptera, Phyllostomidae. Gene Ontology annotation, molecular function: metal ion binding; protein binding. The transcript has 20 exons. Bases 342 to 3218 code for a protein of 958 amino acids. Gene Ontology annotation, cellular component: COPII-coated ER to Golgi transport vesicle.
GCGAGACUCGUGGUUCCGGCCGCCCGGCCUCAGGGAGCGGUGGCAGCGGUGGCGGCGGCAGCCCAGGAGCAGCAGGCGACGGGAAGACUGCACUGUGGGAGAGACACUAGUUCCUGAGAGCCAAGCUCCAAAUGGGGACCACACCCUGGUCUGCGACUGCCCAGAGGCCGGAAACAGGAGCUUUGGCGAGGUCCCUGCAGAAUGAAGAAAUUUGGAAAAUACCCAAGUUCACUAUGUUAUUGCGAGGCCUAGAAUGUGCCUGAGAAAACUCCAGUCUCAUUAGCUGAACUCAGGGCGUGUGAACAGGAGCGUGAUCCGAAUGGAGCCUGGAAAGCGGGGAGAUGAGAACAAGAAGUGAACUCGGAUUUCCAGCCCACCUUAGGGCAAAGGGAGAGGAUUCCACAGAUGUUGGCGAGGAGGACAGCUUCCUUGGUCAGACUUCUGUUCACACGUCUACCCCACAGACAUUUAGUUAUUUCUCUCAGGCAUCAAGCAGCGGUGAUCCGUUUGGGAAUAUCGGACAGUCGCCAUUAACGACUGCAGCAACAUCAGCUGGACAGCCAGCAUUCCCCAAGCCCCCAGCGGCUCUCCCUUUUACAGCCGGGUCCCAAGAUGCAUUUCCACUGUCCAGCUCAAAGGCUCCACAUGGUGCUCCACCGUCGUCACAGAUGGGAACAAGUGCUUACUUGCCUCCCCAGCCGAGUAGUCUCCCUCCUUCCAGUUUUGGGAGCCCACCCCAAGGCGUGCCCCAACAAGGGUACAACCCCUAUCGCCACACUCCCGUCAGCAGCAGAGCUAACCCUUACAUCACGCCACCGCAGCUGCAGCAGUGCCAAACACCGGGCCACCCUGCCCAUCCGCCACCCUCUGCACCCCCCGUUCACAUGUACCAGAUGCCUCCGGGGUCUUUGCCGCCGAUUCCUCCGCCAGUGCAGUCGGGGCUGUCCUCCGAAGGACAGUCACCAGCCCUCGCUAGGCCUGCGGGCCCCGCUGUGCAAGGGCCGCCUCCUUUCUUCCUUCAGAACCAGUAUGAACCCGUGCAGCCGCACUGGUUUUACUGCAAGGAGGUCGAAUACAAACAAGUGUGGAUGCCUUUCAGCGUGUUUGACUCCUUGAAUCUCGAAGAAGUCUAUAACUCAGUGCAGCCAGACCCCGAGAGUGUGGUUCUAGGCACGGACGGGGGGCGCUACGACGUUCACCUCUACGAGCGGACGAGGAGAGCCGUGUACUGGGAAGAGGGGCCCGCUGAGGUGCGGCGCUGCACGUGGUUCUACAAAGGGGACACAGAUAGCAGAUUUAUUCCCUACACGGAGGACUUCAGUGAAAAGCUAGAGGCCGAAUACAAAAAAGCUGUGACCACAAAUCAGUGGCACCGCAGAUUAGAAUUUCCAAGUGGAGAGACAAUUGUUAUGCACAAUCCAAAGGUUAUUGUUCAGUUCCAGCCUUCAUCAGUGCCAGAUGAGUGGGGGACCACACAAGAUGGACAGACAAGGCCCAGGGUUGUAAAGCGUGGGAUUGAUGAUAACCUUGAUGAAAUUCCUGAUGGGGAAAUGCCUCAGGUUGACCAUUUGGUGUUCGUGGUACAUGGCAUUGGACCUGUGUGUGACUUGCGCUUCAGAAGCAUUAUUGAAUGUGUGGAUGAUUUUAGGGUGGUUUCACUCAAAUUGCUGCAGACACAUUUCAAGAAAUCUUUAGAAGAUCGGAAAAUAAGCAGAGUGGAGUUCCUGCCGGUCCACUGGCACGGUGCGCUGGGCGGGGAUGCCACAGCUGUUGACAGGAAUAUUAAGAAAAUCACUUUACCAAGUAUUGGUCGGUUUCGUCACUUUACCAACGAAACCUUGCUGGAUAUUCUGUUUUACAAUAGCCCCACCUACUGUCAGAAGAUUGUGGAAAAAGUGGGAAUGGAGAUAAACCGUCUGCACGCACUCUUUAUGAGUCGGAACCCAGACUUCAAAGGAGGGAUCUCUGUUGCUGGUCACAGUUUAGGUUCUUUAAUAUUGUUUGACAUCCUGUGUAAUCAAAAAGAUUUGGCUUCACCAGCGUCUCCGAGGCCUUUUGCAGUCGCUAACGGAGCGGUGGGGCGGCCGCAUUUUCAGGAGAAGCAGAUGCAUGAGGAGCCAAAGCUGACCUUGGAUGAGUCUUGUGACCUUGAUGUUGAAAAUGAAGAAGUCCUAACUUUGCAAGAAACUCUGGCAGCACUUAGCCUCUCUGAAUACGUUAGCACUUUUGAAAAGGAAAAGAUUGAUAUGGAAUCUCUGCUUAUGUGUACGGUUGAUGAUCUGAAGGAGAUGGGAGUACCUCUGGGACCCAGAAAGAAGAUAGCUAACUUUGUAAAACAUAAAGCAAUCAAACUGGAACAGAAAAAAGCAGCUUCAGAAAAGAAGGCGAUGACGGCAGCUUCAGCCAAAGGACAGGAGGCAAGUGCUCAGAAACCUAAAGAGACGGCGUCCGGGAGGAGACCUCCAGGCGGCGCUGCUGCUGCUUCUGUGCGUGUCGAUUACGAGUCUUUCGAAGUCGGCACCGGACAGGUUUCUGUUGUUUAUAGCCCAUUAGACUUUGAACCGGAGAUUUUCUUUGCCUUGGGAUCUCCAAUUGGUGUGUUUCUCACGAUUCGAGGAGUGGAUCGGCUAGAUGAGAACUACAGACUUCCCACCUGUAGAGGGUUCUUUAAUAUUUAUCAUCCGCUUGAUCCAGUGGCAUACAGACUAGAACCCAUGAUUGUUCCAGAUUUGGACCUAAAAGCUGUUCUCAUUCCACAUCACAAAGGCAGAAAAAGGCUUCAUUUAGAGUUGAAAGAAAGUCUCUCUCGCAUGGGAUCUGAUUUGAAGCAGGGUUUUAUCAGCUCUCUGAAAAGUGCGUGGCAGACACUAAAUGAGUUUGCUCGUGCUCAUACCUCUUCAACUCAGUUACAAGAAGAAUUGGAGAAGGUAGCCCAUCAAAUCAAAGAGGAAGAAGAAAAGCAAGUCGUUGAAGCAGAAAAGAUUGUUGAAAGUCCCGAUUUUUCCAAGGAUGAGGACUACUUAGGAAAGGUUGGAAUGCUAAAUGGAGGCCGCCGCAUUGACUACGUUCUGCAGGAAAAGCCAAUAGAAAGUUUUAAUGAGUAUCUUUUCGCUCUUCAGAGUCAUUUAUGCUAUUGGGAAUCUGAAGAUACUGCCCUGUUAUUACUUAAAGAAAUUUAUCGAACAAUGGAUGUUAGUCCAGAACAGCCCCAGCAUUAACUGGACUUCAGUCUCCCUGUAAUCUUUAAAAUUGGAAUGCAUCUUAAAAUCAGCUGUUGCCUGGAUGAAAGUUGAGUCCUUCCCAGCGUGGCUUGCAUUUCUACAGCCGGUCACUGGGGGGCACUACCAACCUGCGUCUCCUUAAGCUAAUUUCUCUGAGGUUUAGCUGGACUCUGCUGGUGUUGUGAAUUUAGACCACAAAAUUUGCAGGCAGCAUGGGGUGGGUGUAUCAAUUCAGAUACCAAGGAAACUUUCCCCUCUUCCCAUAUUUAAGGAGGAGGUAUAAAAACUUCUUUGUCCUCCCUUCUGUGGGAAGGGUUAUUUUUUUACCCGUCAUUGAAGUUGUAGCCAUUCGACGUCCUCACUUUUUGUGACAGCCUCUGUCUCCUUUUCAAUCUCCUGUCCUGGGCGUCUUUUCUUCGCGUGGCACGUAAAGCAGUGGUGCAUUGGAUUCAUUGAAUGUGGUGUUUGCUGUAACGUUACAGUUUGUACUGUCGGACAGUGAUAAGUUACCGGUAGCUGGUAGUCUUGGCUAUUAUUCCAAAUGAACUUUGAAAUGAUUCAAGUUCCCCAGAAGGCUCUCCCCGCAAAAUGAACAAAACUCUAAACUCUACAGUCCUCAGAUUUUAAUAUUACCUACUAUGAAAAAGAACCAUGCACACUUAAUUUGCUCACUGUUUAUUGUUUCAUUUCUUUGUAUACUUUGUUGUAAAGUUUAGGCAAGAAUUUUAUAGUUCCUAAUACUGGCGUGAUACCAUAAAGUAAUUAAUUUAAAAUACUAGCAGUUCUUCCAUACAUGGUUCACUCAAGCAGAGAUCAGUUGGCUAAAUUCUUUCAUGUUCAUCUCAUUUAUUCCUCUCUAUUCUUAUUCUUCCAAAGGCCCCAGAUUAGGCUGUCAAAGCUUUCUUCUACUUUCUGCACUCACCGCGUUAUAAAGGUGUCAUGCUGGUUAGUCUCGCGUGUGCCCCUGGCUGCACUUGCGUCCUUCCCUCCCCAGGGCCUGUCUGCGGGCUGCUCCUGCCUCUGUUGUUCAGGGGGAGGCACUUCGCAGCCCUGGACAGCGCGUUCUUCUGGUUCAGGGGGGCACGGCAGUGCGUUGUUAUAUUAUUACUGUGAGUUCAUGAUGUUCACCAAGGAUUCCUUUUCUCCUUUAAAGACUUUCUUGUCUUUCCAGAAAGUCACAGUAUGAAUUUCAUUGCUGAGAAAAUCCUCAGAGGACAUUCCCAGUUUGCUCCUGUGAUGGAUGACAGAAGUGACACAUUGACAAUUGCUCAGAUGUAAUUCUCAGAUGCAGGGACUCAUGGGGAAGAAAACACACAGAACAAAAGGACAGUGGGAACAGCACCACAUUCUGACGGUAUAGACGAGAAUACGUAACUGCCAGAACGACACACUUAAAACCCCUCAGAUCAUAGGUGGUACCAUUGUCAGAACAGUGUGUGGUGCCAGAGAGAUUUGUAGCACGCAGAUGGCUAUUUCUGUUUCCUAAAAACCCAGGGUCAAUCCCGUUAAGCUUGCAUUUUUUGUUGUAGUAUGUUCUUUUAUUCAAGUAUGGAUUUCUUGAGAAACUAUAGAAAUAUGAUUUAAGAAAAUGUAUGUUCUACUUUAAAUGUGAAUUGUUCUGAGAUGCUUUAACGUGGGGUCAUUUGUAUUUGUGACGAGGCAGUAACAGAUCAUUGAUACUCCAAGUCGAAGCAAAGUUUUUAUGAAGCCCUUCGAGCUGUUGCCGGGAGCGAAGCUGUGAAAGGAGAUGCACAGGCGUCCUGGGAGCUUCCCCACGUGCCGCUGCCGCUGGGGAGGGGCGCGGGAGGGGCCUCCCGCCGGGCGUGGUGGGGGCUGUGUGCUCGCCUCAUCUGAAGUUCCAGUUAACGUGGGAGCCAAACUAGAGGUUUUAUGGUUUGUGUUGUUUUGCUUUGUAUUAAUUAAUUUCACGGACACCAGAGUAUUUGAAAGUAUGAAAUGUAUUGCUUCUAGACCGUGAGUCUACUUCAUGAAAAGACUGUUCUGUAAUAUUUCAUUUUGUUUUACUACAUCUUUAAAUUAUCUUAACUGUUUACUAAUACUACAUGGGAAUGCUGAUUUUUCUUCUUUUGUUAUGCGGUAGAAACAUUUUGCACUGUUUACAUAGUUCUCAUGGAACAUAGAAUUUUUUGAAAGCAACAUACGAUACACAUUUUUGUGUAUAUGUUCUAAUUAGUGUGAAUAAAACAGUAACAUCAAUGCAUUUUUUUAAGCGGCAAACUUCUGUUUCUCUUGUCUUCCUUGCAAGUAUUCCUGUGAAUUUGGCAUUUAUUUACUUUUCAUUGUGGGUACGUGUUAUAUAUGGUUAAUACAUGGCAUUUGCUUCUAACAUGGAAUUAGGACAGUAGAUUUCGGGGCUGCCGGUGACCCCAGACGACAUGUGUGCCGCGCGCCUCGGUGUGGAGCUGCGGGGCUUUCUCAGGCCGCGCCGAGGUUUCCCCGCCUCCCCUCCGUCCUCAGUUCUCUGCGCCCGCGCUCCCGCUUUUCCUCAUUUCCACUCACUUCCCCAAACUGACGGCUUCCAGAAGGACGAGAUCAUUUGUGUACAUUUUAAUAAAAUCUAGUGUGAUUUUUCAAA